AUGAUUCUCUCCCCGAGGGCCGCGGAAGACGCCGCAUUUCUGGCCGAGUCUCGCGUUACCGAGCUUAACAUCGCCUAUUCGAUUCCCAUUCCUCUAGAAAUCUUCACGACCAUCUUUCGUCUCUGGGUGCGAUGGCGCUCUCCCAGCAAAGGAAAGCUCACGUUCGACGAUUACCUGAUGGUGUGGGCCACGGGCAAUUAUGUCUUCAGUCACUUCUAUAAUACCGCCAUCGCCAGCACCAAGUUGUCUGUCCUGGCGCUGUACCAUCGAAUCUUCGCCACGUUUCGCUUCCGGACCGUGGUCCUGACGACGGCCGUCUUUGUGACUCUCUGGCUCAUAACCAUCGAGGUGGUUUUGGGCUUCCAAUGCCGGCCAAUUGCGCGGUUCUGGGAUCCCAAUGUCGCCGGCACCUGCUUUAAUCUCGUCGCCUUUACUUAUUUCACCAACAUCACCAAUCUCGUGACGGAUAUCUGGAUCUUUGCCAUGCCUUUGCCUGUGAUCUUCAAGUUGCAGAUGUCGCGCAAUCGGAAAAUCGCCUUGAGUUUCCUGUUUUCCAUUGGAUUGGCAACUUGCGCCGUCAGUGCGGCUCGGUUGUCCGUUGUCGUCUCGCAAGGAUCCCCGGAUUUCACCUGGGCGGGAGUCCCGCUGGGCAUUCUCUCGGCCUGGGAGCCUCUGGGAGGGAUUUUCUGCGCCAACCUGCCGGUCAUCUAUCGGGCGCUGGUGACCAUGGUUCGCACGCUCAAGAGUUCGGUCAAUGGAAACACCUCCCGGAACGGCAACCUUCAGUCGCAGCCGCAUCGCGACACCCAAGGAUCCCAGCGUCCGUGGGCGCCGCUUUACAACGGCAGCAGCGUGCAGAUGGACUACCACUCCGAGGCGUCGGCCAACAAGGCCACGGGAGAAGUGACGGAGCUGCGGCCGAUGGACCGGAAUGCCAUUAAAGUCGAGCAUUAUUUUGAGCAGCAGAUUUAUCAUGAGGGGGACGAGAUGCCAUUGCAUCCCGGGCAACCCGAGAGGCGAUAG
Molecule: messenger RNA, 1023 nt
Organism: Aspergillus clavatus NRRL 1
Lineage: Eukaryota; Fungi; Ascomycota; Eurotiomycetes; Eurotiales; Aspergillaceae
Product: putative integral membrane protein PTH11-like
Exons: 4
Coding region: 1-1023 (340 amino acids)
Source: RefSeq, a predicted model, not a curated record